Lotus japonicus is the source of this 923-nucleotide messenger RNA. RefSeq names its product ethylene-response factor C3. Lineage: Eukaryota; Viridiplantae; Streptophyta; Magnoliopsida; Fabales; Fabaceae. Bases 19 to 795 code for a protein of 258 amino acids. Gene Ontology annotation, biological process: ethylene-activated signaling pathway; regulation of DNA-templated transcription. Gene Ontology annotation, molecular function: DNA-binding transcription factor activity; DNA binding. The record is from RefSeq and is a predicted model, not a curated record. The transcript has a single exon.
AGUUAUUUGACCAUCAACAUGGAUAUCCAAAGUAAUAAUACUAAUUGCAAUGCAAGUUCUGACGGGAUUCUUGAGAAUGUUUGGGCUCAAAUUAGAGCAGGUGAUGCAGCUGAAUCUUCUAACUCAUGGGAAGAACUGCCUAAUCUUGAUGGAAGAGAUGGUUCUAUGGAAAUUCUGCAAAGGCUUCCAAGCUUAGGUAGAUGGAUAUCAAUGGGAGCUGAAUUCUGGGAAGAAGUUUUAGAUGGUAUUCAAGUUCUACCUAGUGCAAGCAAUAUUAUAGACGAUUCGGGAAAGAAAAAUUUGGAAGUUGCUAACACUUCCAAUUUAAAGGUAGAAGAAAAAGUGAGAACAGAGAAGGUGGUUGAAAAACACUACAGGGGAGUGAGGAGAAGGCCAUGGGGAAAAUAUGCUGCUGAAAUUAGAGAUUCAUCCAAGAAAGGUGCAAGAGUUUGGCUUGGGACAUUUGAUACAGCUGAAGAAGCAGCUUUGGCUUAUGAUAAAGCUGCUUUGAGAAUUAGAGGUCCAAAGGCACACCUCAAUUUCCCACUUGAGACAGUAAUUGAUCUUACAACCUGUGCUUCUAGAGCUUGUGAAAUUUAUUGUACAUGCACUGGGAAACAAGAAAAAAGGAAGAGAGGAUCAGGGGAUGGGGAAGAAUUUGAUGAUAUCAUGAAUGAACAGCCAGCAGCAAAAAAGAUGGCUGGUUGGGAGAACAUGUUUGGAAAUGAACUAGAUGUUUUGGUAUUUCAGGACCUAGGAAGUGAUUAUUUGGAAAGUUUGUUGUCUUCUUUUUGACAGAUUACAUGAUUUGAUACUUAAUUAUUUUUAGAAGGUAAGGUUGGUUAAAGAUAGAAGUAUUAUAUCAAUUCAUCAAUUGUUUGUAUCUUUGAAAAAUUGUUCAAGAUCAUGAUUACUGUAUGUAA